Molecule: messenger RNA, 1432 nt
Organism: Phyllostomus discolor (pale spear-nosed bat)
Lineage: Eukaryota; Metazoa; Chordata; Mammalia; Chiroptera; Phyllostomidae
Product: S-methyl-5'-thioadenosine phosphorylase-like
Exons: 1
Biological process (GO): nucleoside metabolic process
Cellular component (GO): cytosol
Molecular function (GO): S-methyl-5-thioadenosine phosphorylase activity
Source: RefSeq, a predicted model, not a curated record
CACUCCGCAGCUUUUCCCAGGUGCAGAAAUGCCUCAGGUGCCACCCCUGCAGCUGUGAAGAUUGGAAUAAUUGGUGGAACAGGCCUGGAUGAUCCAGAAAUCUUAGAAGGAAGAACCGAGAAAUAUGUGGAUACUCCAUUUGGCAAGCCUUCUGAUGCCUUAAUUUUGGGGGAGAUAAAGAAUGUUGAUUGCGUCCUCCUUGCAAGGCACGGGAGGCAGCACACCAUCAUGCCUUCCAACGUCAACUACCAGGCGAACGUGUGGGCCCUGAAGGAGGAGGGCUGCACGCACAUCCUGGUGACCACCGCCUGCGGCUCCCUGAGGGAGGAGAUUCAGCCCGGCGAUAUCGUGAUCAUCGAUCAGUUCAUCGACAGGACCACCAGAAGGCCUCAGACCUUCUACGAUGGGAGUCAUUUCUGUGCCAGAGGAGUGUGCCACAUAUCAGUGGCUGAGCCGUUCUGCCCCAAAACGAGAGAGGUCCUCACAGAAACUGCUAAGAAGCUAGGACUGCGGUGCCAUUCAAAAGGGACGAUGAUUACAAUCGAAGGACCUCGAUUCAGCUCCCGGGCAGAAAGCUUCAUGUUUCGAACCUGGGGGGCGGAUGUUAUCAACAUGACCACAGUUCCAGAGGUGGUUCUUGCUAAGGAGGCUGGACUUUGCUAUGCAAGUAUUGCCAUGGCAACAGAUUAUGAUUGCUGGAAGGAACACGAGGAAGCGGUUUCAGUGGACCGGGUUUUAAAGACUCUGAAAGAAAAUGCCAAUAAAGCCACAAGUUUACUCCUCACUACCAUACCUCAGAUAGGGUCCAUGGAAUGGUCAGAAACCCUGCAUAACCUGAAGAAUAUGGCCCAGUUCUCUGUUUUAUUACCAAGACAUUAAAAUAGCCUGGCUGCCCAGAAGGCAAGAAGACUUUCUAAGUCUAGUCAUUUCAGGAAUUCCUGCUUAAUUUGAAAUGUGGAAAGCUUUCAUGCCCUUACCUGCUAAGGAAGAACAUGUGAUAAGACAAGACCGUGCCAAUGUGAAGGGUGUCUUCUGAGAGACACAGACUGCUUCAAAAAAGAGGGAAAGCAAAUAACCAGGAAACAUGGAAACAUUCCUACACUGUAGAACAAAGACAAGAAGAUACCAGUCCUCCUUCUCCCAUUAAAUUCAUAACAAGGUUGGGAGGUAACAUGCAGUUUCCUGCGUUGCCAAGAAACAUAAAGACAAUGGGACACUUAGACUGUUUAUUGGUGUCACUGCAAAUUGGUACAGUCUUCUGGAGAGCAGUUUGGUAAAAUGUAUCCAAAGGCUUAAAAAUAAUUACAUAUUUGUGCUGGUUUCCUCCUUUUAUCUUUUAAAAAUUAGAAAUGCAUACAAAGACUAUGUAUAAAGAAGGAUGUUUAAUAUAGUGUCAGUUUUAAUAGCAAAUAUUCAAAACCAUCUUAAUAUC